Molecule: messenger RNA, 2407 nt
Organism: Anopheles cruzii
Lineage: Eukaryota; Metazoa; Arthropoda; Insecta; Diptera; Culicidae
Gene: Sobp
Product: sine oculis-binding protein homolog B
Exons: 5
Coding region: 1-2211 (736 amino acids)
Biological process (GO): animal organ development
Cellular component (GO): nucleus
Source: RefSeq, a predicted model, not a curated record
AUGGCAGCGGCUUCAUCGGCAACGUCCUCGUCACCGCCCCAGAUAAAGGUCAAGAAAGAGCUCUGCUCCGACAACGACACGAUCAAGGAACUGGCUGAAACGGCCAUGAACGAUAUCCUCGGCUGGUACGGGUACGACAGUGUCGAUCGGCUGGAGCUGCCGGCCAACAGUUUGGCGUCUUCGUCGCGAGGAACGCACGACGAAGAACCACCGACGCCACGGUUGCAUGCGAACAGCGACGCGCUCAGCACGACGAUGACGUCCCCCGGCUCGCCGUCUUCGAAGCCCCACGCAACGGAUGGCUCAAACCUGCUGGCCAAAGCCAAACAUCAACAGCAGCAGCAGGUCCAGGCUCAGGUUGCGCACGGCGAAAGCUCCACGUCCGAGAAGGACAGCUCGAGGGAAAGUUCCAAGAGCCCGAUGAUGAUGAUGAAAAUACUGGACAAACCGGAGCAGAUUUGCCAGUGGUGCCGCAAGGUGAUCCCGGCGCACCAGACCGGCAUCCUCGGCACGACGGAAGGCAUGAUCUUCUGCACCGAGGCGUGCUUCUCGCAGUCGCGCCGGGCGUCCUUCAAGCGGGCCAAAACGUGCGACUGGUGCCGGCACGUGCGCCACGCCGUCAGCUACGUUGACUUCCAGGACGGCGCCUCGCAGCUGCAGUUCUGCUCGGACAAGUGUCUCAACCAGUACAAGAUGCAAAUCUUCUGCAACGAAACCCAGGCCCACCUGGAGAUGAAUCCGCACCUGAAGGAGAGGGGCUCGUCGGCGGGAAGUCUCAUAACGCCCGAGCUGUGGAUGAAAAACUGUAAAAGCUGCUCGAUGUCGCCGGUGUCCGAUCGGUCGGUGGACUCACUGUCGCCGGCCCCGUCCGAGUUACCGCUCCUUCGCUCCUCCUCACCGGAACCACCAUCUCCGACGCGUUUACCGGUGCCCAAAAAGCCGCUCAUUUCCGUCGCCCCGCCAUCGAAGCUGCUCUCGAAGACGCUCGCGACCGCGCUGAGCCGCUCUAGUCCGAAGGGUUCCCGCAAACGGCGACCCAGCCACCGACCGCAAGCAAUGAGCUCCAUCGCCGCCACCGCUGUUAGUUCCAAACGAGCAUCGGUCACCCUUCAAUCCGACCCCGCCGGCGUCGCCGCCGCUCGGGAUUCGGUCCUGGUCGGUAGCUUCAACAACAACAACAACAACGUGCCCAACAAUAAUCUGCGCUCUUCGUCCGGGAGUCCCGCGUCCGGGAUGAAACCGUGCCCCUCGUCGUCGUCGGUGGUCGUCAUGUCGCCCAACGUGCAGGAUCUGCGAAUGCUCGCGAAAAAGCACCCGGUGUUCGGUGACGGACGGGAGCCUCCGCUUGGAGGUGUCUUGGCAGGUCCACCUCCGCCCCAGUUUCUGGCGCCACCGUUGAAUCUCAUCCGGCCACCCGGGUUUUUCCCCCUGAAUCCGGCGCUGCGCUUUAACGGUGGUCCACCAGGCUUGGUGCCACCGAUGCCGCCACCGCCGAGUCCACUGCCGGGUGGUGGUCCGCCACCCGGCCACCGACCGCCACCGGCGCCCGGACUGCUUGGCUUCGGUGCUGCAGCUGCGGCCCCUCCCGUGACGAUUCUAGUCCCGUAUCCGAUCAUCGUGCCGGUGCCGCUACCCAUUCCCAUACCGAUACCUGUGAUAGACUUCCUGAAAGCCGCGCUACCGCCAUCCGACGACGCGAAGGCGUCACAGCAUGUAGAGACCGUGGCCCCGCAGAAGGAACCGGAAACCGGCGAGGACACCGUGGUGGACUCCGAUGGUCCGCUCGACUUUACCGUGACGGGCGUCGGAAAGGGUCAGGACGAACGAAGGACCCUUCCCGAUGCAGGUGCAGCGUUGUUAUUGGAACCGGAACCGGCGACGAUCGAAACGGAACCCCGUUCCGAUCCGGUGUUUCCCAGGUUUAAGCGCCUGGAGAUGGUGCGACAGGAUUCCGAGGGCAGCUCGGCGGAACGAACAGUGACGACGGUGGUGGCACCGCCACCGGAACCGGCUGUCAACGACGACGAGGAGGAAGACAUGGAACGGGAGCGUAAGGAACUGGUGGAGCGUAGCCGUCCGUUGCGGAAGCGAAAAAGGCUCGUGGUGCAGCAACAUUUGCAGAUCGAACCGCCGCGAUCCCAACAACAGCCCGGUGACCCGCUGCUGAUGGGUGACGGCGGCGUGGAGCAGGUUCCGGCCGAAGAGCAGUAGCGAGCAUAAAACGCCGGAAUACAAUUCCACCAUCUCGAGGUGCGGGCCCUGAUCCCUUCCCACCUCCGUUCGUUUGAGUCAUUCGGGCCAUACAGACUAGGAACAGACGCACAAGCUGUGCGCACAGUGUAUUGUUUGUUUUUAUUCACAAUAGCUAAUAUAUAACCACAUGGCAAGGCCCGUAAAUGCUAAAAAA